This is a messenger RNA of Uloborus diversus, 3961 nucleotides long. Its product is annotated as low density lipoprotein receptor adapter protein 1-B-like. The record is from RefSeq and is a predicted model, not a curated record. Bases 68 to 619 code for a protein of 183 amino acids. NCBI's taxonomy places the organism in Eukaryota, Metazoa, Arthropoda, Arachnida, Araneae, Uloboridae. The transcript has 2 exons.
CAGAGUAGAAAGCACUCUCGCUCAAACCUGUAAACACGGGCCGCUGGAUUAUCGGAAAAACGGAACCAUGUCUUCUGAGAGAGGACAAACUGGAGACAUCACGUUGCCACAAUCCUACGUCGUGAAGUACUUAGGCUGCAGAGAUGCCAGAGGCUUGUGGGGCAUCAAGCACACGAGACAUCCAGUCGAUGAACUGGUAGCUGCUGCCAGAGCUCUUCAACCAGGAGUCACACUGCCAUACCUGAGACUGGAAGUGUCCGGCAAAGGGGUCCGUCUGUCUGCCAUGCCACAAAACCAGAACCAGAACUUCGAGGCUGGCCUCUAUCCCAUAGAGUCCAUAUCGUACGGGGUUCAAGACCUUGUUUACACGAGGGUCUUCGCCAUGAUUGUCGUCCGGGACGGUGGCAAUGUCAUGGAGAAGCACCCCUUCCUAUGUCAUGCCUUCGUGUGCGACAGUCGCCAAAACGCGAGGUCGUUGACGUUGACGUUAGCCAAAGCUUUUCAGGACUACAGUCGUUCUGUGAAAGGAAUGCCUCCACCAAGGAAGUUCGCCAUCGACUUGCGAAGUCAGGAAGAAAUACAAGCUGACAUGGAGGUUCCUCAAGAAUCGCACGCGUAGUUGAUUUUUUUACAUGUGUAAAUUCUAUAGAUUGCAGCUUUAUGUGGCCGUAGAUGAAAGCUUACAGGAAGGUACAGUCUGUUUUCCACGAGAAGGCACUUCGCACGACCUUCUCGAACGCUGAGUUCAAUUUUACGCGGGGGUGAUCGGCAAACAUAUCCCCGUGCUUGUAAAUGAGAUAACUAGACACCAUUAACUUUGGCGUGCAUUUUAAUGUGCGAAAAAGAAGUCUUUAGUGUCCUUUACAUCACUUGCUUCGCUUGGCUAUUUCUACUUUCGCUAUUCUUACAUUUUAAAAACUGCUGCUUACACGACAAAAUGCUAUGAUCUGAAUAUGCCUUCUGCCGAAAAUAGCGAAAUAGAAUCAUCGAAUACCACGUAACGAAGGCGGAGUCAAGUGCCUUCUCGUGGAAAACGGACUAAUAGUUUGAGAACGAAGGCAUGGAACGCCUAUUAUUCAGUAACGAAAAACUAUAAAAGUUGAUUUUCUUUCCUGCGCACGGAAUACCAAUAACUGACAACUAAACAGCUUUAAGCUUCUCAGUCACCAUUUUUAGGUUCAUCCUUAUUAAUUCUUAUUUUAUUCUUUUUCCUUCUUCCCUUCCUUUCACAUCACCAGGUGCUCCAAACCCCAUCUGACUUGUCUUCUCCAAAAAUAUUAUUAGGCACACGUACCAAAAGCAUGGUUACUUCAUUCGAAGAUCAAUGCAUAUCUUUCCCACGUUUCAUUUGUCUUGCGCUAAUUAAUGGCAAAAUUAAUUUUGUUUUGGUAAAAGUUCUCCUGAUGCUUAAUCACAAUCCAUCACAGUAUCAAUUUGAAGUACAAAUUCAUAAUGCUUCAGUGUAUUUUGAUCAGUUAAUUGUGGUGCUAAACAUCGCAUGCAGAAGCUAAUGCAUACAGUAGAAUAGCUAAUAACAUCUUCAGCAUUUUUCUGCAUAAUUUACCGAUGCUUAAUUCACAAUAUUCGUAAUGAUUAAUUCGUUAAGCCAGCUCACUGCACAUCAAUUCAUCGUAGUUUCAAUUCAUAUAGCAUGGUUAUGCGUGCUGUGCGAUAUUAAUUACUUAAAUUGUAUACAAAUAACACGUUGAGUACUUAAUAACGCUAUUUGACUAAUGAAUAAAUGCAUAAAGAGCUAAUUAGUCAUAAAUACGUAUACGUUCAUGAUUUUCCGCAGUUUCCAGAAGGGCACUCAACCAGAGGCGGAUACAAGGGGAGCGUCAUGGGUUCGUGACUCACCCCCCUAAACCGUUGACAAUAUUACCCAUCCACAUUGUUUUCAAAUACUUUGUGAAUAAAAUAUAAACGAAUGCAGUAAUCUUUUUCAAAUCAUUAAUUAUUUUUGAAGGGAAAUAUUUGAAAUGCUACAUCCUUUCAUUGCUUAUGAAAUUGGUAACGCUUAUGCCUUAUUAGGUACAUUACCCCUCGCCGAUUUAGAGCUUGCUGUUGACACCCAAGCAGUUUCAGAAAUUUUUUUACUCAAAGUCAUUCAUUCUUCUGCAUAACCACACCUAAAAUAGUAGUCUGUAUCCGCCCCUGCGGCUGAAUUCGUAUUGUAUGUGUGAAGGAACAGUAAAAUACAUGCACAUUGCAUGCGCAUAUGUAAAAUGUAUUGAGUAUUUUAUGUUCUGAAAGCCUUAGGCGGGGGGUUCUCCCCAACCCCCUCCAUGUCGGGCCUGAUCAUAUAGAGUAAGGGAAUUUCAUAAAGCGAACUGAGAUUAUGAUGAAUUAAUGCGCAAACAGUUGAGUAUCUUUUUUUUUUAUUGCAAAACGUAUCCUAAAUAUUAUUUUUUAAGGAAAUUUCCCAAUCCAAUACUUUUGUAUCUACUUCUGUGCUGAAGAAGUAAAGAAAAUAUUCCUAGGCAGUCUGUACAUGCAAUGAAUAUGUUUGGGGUGAAGUUUUGUAAAAGAGCAAUGCCACCUGAAUAAAACGUAUCAAUUUUACUCAAAACACUCCACAAAGUCUCCAAAUAUGUUAAAUCUUUGCUUCAUACGAUGAAUUUUUUUAAGAACAUGUCCUCUGCUUCAUAUAAUGUAAUUAAGUUUGAAGAUAGAGAUAACAUACUUCGCUCGUUUGGAAGAAGAGUGCCACAAUACGAAAUUUUUAAGUUUCUUUUUUUUUCGCUUAAAGGCCUUCAAAGGACGUUAUCGUCUUUGGAAAAUAAUGACAGAUUUUUUUUUUCUAAUAUUAACCACUGCAGAGCACAGCAAACUUACUUUUCUUAAUGCAAAUUUCCUGAAGACUUCAACAUCAAACGCUUCUCCUGUAAAAUUUCAUUUUUUCGUAUUGUGGCACUCUUUUUCCAAAUGAGCUACUUAAUUCGCAACUCCAGAGCUCGAAUGCGUUACCUUGUGGUGAUUAACAAUACUAAAGAAAAAGGUAAAACAUUCCAUUCCACGUGAUUUUUUUUUUCGUGGGGUGGGGGGUAAAUUACAGGCUUCAAACAGUUUAUGAUGUAAUGUAAUUUCAGAAGAACAGAAAAGAAAGUUUCCCACAAACACGAUGAAAACUUACUGUCAUUCACUAGGCGUCAAAGCAAGUUAUAAGUUACGGCAUUUGUUUGUUUUACCUUUUUCAUCCGCCAUUAGACAGUGACUGCAGAGCCCCCUAUAGUUUACUGGAGUUGCGAAUAAUAUUUUCGACUCAUUACCAGACGUAUCUCAUAAGUUACGUCCGCUACUGAGCAACAAAAAUUAUUUAAAUAUUGUUUCCUGAAAUCUUCAAAAUUUAAUUACGUUAUAUAGAAGAGGCCAUGUUCUUCAAAACGUUCAUCCUAUGAAGAAAGGAUCGACAUAUUUUGGGUCUUUGUGGGAUGUUUGCACAUUCAUAGAUACGUCCAAUUGAAUCAAUCUCCCAAAAGAAAAGCAGAUGUUCUGUUUCAGGCAAAAACUCUACCAACCAUUUAUGACGUACAUCAACGACUCAAUUGCAUUCGGUGAAACCAUUUUGUAAAACAAUGUUAUAAAACGUAUAGAUUUAAAAAUACGUGAAUUUGAAUUCCUUCAGAAGUGUGACAUUUAGAUUUUAUACACACCAAGAUAACAAUUUCGAUGUGCUUAGGGCAAAUCACACACAUAUUUUUAUACGUUCACUGAACUUUCACGGUCACUACAUGGACGUUCAUCAUUUGAUUUGAGUGUGUUAUGUGAUACUUCACUAGAACCGAGUCUAAAAUGUUUUCUGACAAAUAGCUUGUGAUAUUAUAAUAGCAUUUAGUGACCUGAUUGUUACUUCGGUAAAACAAAGCUGCGAUGGUAUUGUACAUUUGGGACCAAUACUUCAUCUUUGUACAUAAGAGAAUUUAUUGUUUGUAAUAAAUCACGUAUUCUCUGUGUUCGUAUU